GCUGAUGACGUUUUAUUCUUGAGUAAAUGAUUUGUCUAGAGAAACAAAAACGUGCUAAAAUUCGUGCUCCUUAGUGUGCUUUUCUUAUUCGCUUCUCAGUUGGCGAGACGCUACAGUGGAAGUGCAUAAUAGUUCUGAAUACGUGGAUAUCGACGGUAGAUUCGCUAUGGAAAGUGCUGUUCUUUUGUACAUUGUGGUGACUCUCAUGAUGUCUUCGGGUGCACGAGGUCAAUCCUUUUCGCGAUCCUGCAGUACCGUUAACGGCAAGACAGUGUGUGAGUCUCAGCAGAACCAAGGCAACAUGGCAGCAUCUUCUUCGCAGGCUGUAAGCGGUGGGUCAAAUGGAGAUUAUCAGAAUGCGUAUGCUGGAGCCGGUAAUCCGAAUGACUGGUCCUCAUCACAAACCCAGCAAGGUGUCGCACCCUCUGGAGUUUUUCCCGGUUUCGUAUUUGGUUUUCCAAACUUCGGUGGUGGAUCGACUGGCGGAGGUGCAUCAAGUGCAUCGCAGUCUGCUUCGGGAUCUGGAACUGGAAAUCAAGGAGGAUAUCAACAAGGAAGCUCAAGUUUUUCAUCUUCAAGUUCCGGAGAUGGAAAUAAUCAAGGAAGCUAUCAAGCAUCGUCUGGUCCUGGAACUUUUACGUACACAAGCACUAGCAAUAAUGGAGGUGGAGCAGUUGCUGGUGGAUUUGCUGGAGCUGGAGCAUAUGCAGGACCUUUGAUACCAGGCAUCAUGAGUCCUUUCCAAUUCGUCUUCGGAGGGAGAUGAACUUUUGAGAAAUGGAACCCCAGAUGAAGACACUGGAAAAUGUUAUGAAAUUUUCAAUGCAUUGAAAAUUUUAUGAACUAUAGAAAUAAAAAGAUGUAAAAUUGUGAA
Uloborus diversus is the source of this 874-nucleotide messenger RNA. Its product is annotated as keratin, type II cytoskeletal 2 epidermal-like. Lineage: Eukaryota; Metazoa; Arthropoda; Arachnida; Araneae; Uloboridae. Bases 342 to 719 code for a protein of 125 amino acids. The transcript is spliced from 5 exons. The record is from RefSeq and is a predicted model, not a curated record.